Molecule: messenger RNA, 1035 nt
Organism: Cotesia congregata
Lineage: Eukaryota; Metazoa; Arthropoda; Insecta; Hymenoptera; Braconidae
Source: the annotation of a GenBank genome assembly
AUGAUUGAUGAAAAGAGACUAAUUUUUGAUAUUGAUUCUCAUGACAAAACGUUAUUAAAAAAAAGCGAUAAAAUUGAAAAAUUCCAUUCAACAGUUACUUUAAAUGAAAACGCUACUUCCAAAUUCGAUGAUACUUGCAAAAGUACUGAUAAUAAAGAAACAAGUAAACUAAAGUUGAAACAGCAACUUGAGGAAUCGGAAAAUGGUGGAACAGAAAAAAAUGUCGAAGAACAAAACAGCAAAGAGUCUUUAAUGGACUCGACUAUUCCGAAAAAAAUUCGAAAACCAAUAAUAGUAUUUCUUCAUGGAUUUGGAUCCUCUGCCGAAGUCUUUGAAAAUCAACUUCAAUAUUUUUCAAUGAUGGGUUAUCCGUGUAUAGCUCCUGAUUUGUUGGGUCAUGGUAUGAGUUCUGUUCCUGAUAAAAAGCGUGAUUAUCAUUUUGAUAAGCUACUUAAUGACUUGGAAGAAGUUCUUUAUCAUUAUGCUUUUAAAUUUGGACAAAAAUGUGUCUUAGUUGCUCAUAAUUACGGAUGUAGCUUAGCAACAGCUUUGGCAAAUAAAUAUACACAUGAAAUUCAUCGAUUGGUUCUAAUAUCUGGUGGUGGGCCAAUACCUUUAGUAUCGCCGACGAAAGAAGGUGCAUGUCAUUGCUGUUUAAGGAUAAUUUUAUCUCCACUCUUAAUGUGUGGUUUCCGGCGAGAUAUAUUAUAUGCAACAAGAGGUCGACAGCAUCCUUAUUGUGGUUCAGAACAAAAAAAUCAAUGGCCUCUUCAUAUGAAAUAUGUUUUGGAUGGUAUGUCAUGGCCUGAAGGCGAUUAUCUUUUUCACAGAAGAGUCUGCGUUCCGACAUUGCUUAUACAUGGACUUAAAGACGACAAGGUGUCACUUGUGCAAGAAUGUCAAAUGGAAAGAACUAUGCCGAAAGCUAAUCUUGAAGCUAUUUCAAGGGCUGGACACUUACCUAUGAUAGAUACUCCGAAUCAAGUUAAUCACAUGAUACAUUGUUUUAUUAAUUUACUAAGUAAAAAAACAUGA